Molecule: messenger RNA, 2350 nt
Organism: Daphnia pulicaria
Lineage: Eukaryota; Metazoa; Arthropoda; Branchiopoda; Diplostraca; Daphniidae
Product: extensin-like
Exons: 4
Coding region: 1330-2238 (302 amino acids)
Cellular component (GO): extracellular matrix
Source: RefSeq, a predicted model, not a curated record
UCUAGUUUAGAUUUUAUUGCUUUUUGUCAACAUUUUGUGCAAUAUAACCUAGUCACUGAUUAUCACUUACCGAAUUUAGAUCAUGUGGAAUUCGCUCUUAUCCUCGUACACAACGACGUAUAUAUUGUUUUAAUUCGAAUGGAUUUUCAGUUGUAAACCAGGAGCCAUUAAAAUAUUACUUGAUAAUAAUGUGAAUCACACAGAAAAAUUGUACAGUUAGGCUGACAGUGUAACUGUUUCGAUCAAAGUUUCCUCUUUCAUUUCUCUCAAUUAUGUAUUCUCUUAUUAGUAGAAUCCAUUUAGAUUUCUCGAUAUUUUCGCGCAAGAAUUUUGCCCAUCAACCUGCCAUCAAGUUAAUUCGGAAAAAAAAUGUUUCGCUAACUUAAAAAAGGGCAAAGUUUUUUUUUAAAUUCCACAUAUACUUAGAUUUGAUUAUUAUGUUACAUUCAUAAAAUCGCAGUCUACUUAUAUGAUUCUCAUUGUUCUUGACCAAAUAUUCGUGAUAUUAAUUGAAGCACACGAAAAACAAUUGAAUUCACGAAAGAGUGAGCUUUCCGUAUAAUCCGGUGGGGGAAGGUUGGAGAAAGUCCAAAUUAAUUAGUCCAUCUCAACUAUCGGUUGGCAUUCUAGGAAGUUGCUGAGCACGGUUGAGCAAUAAAAAACUUAUCAGGAUUCAUUGCUGGUAACUUGUUUGACUGGAAAUCUGUCGUAUCGUCACCUCCUUUAUGCACCAACCUAAAAAAUUAUUAUCUCUUCAACCGGUUUAUGUGAUGAACAAUUCAACAAAUAAUAACCGGAUGUGGGCAAAAAGCAACAAUGUCCUACAUGUCAGCCAUUCGUUGCGUCGCUUUUCCAAAUCGACAACCCAUAGUCCUAUAUAUCUAUGCUUAUCGCUGAUAUCGUAAUACCAAAUGUUGUGAUAUUUAUAGUUUGUAGUUACUUUAUCUUAUUAUCUGUAUUUGUCUAUGAUGUGCAAUCGAUGCAGCAUCACGUAGCCCUGUUUGUCCUGUCGCAUAUUCUAGGCGAUACGCCUCCACAUAAUGGAAAAUAUUUGUACAUCCGCCAAUGUAGAAAUAUGUGGGGCAACUGGGGCAUACAUCCAUUUUCGCCUAGUUUGUUUUACUCCUCUUGACAUCGCAAUUCUCAUUGUACGAUACGUCAAAAACCCGUCAAUCCAACGACUCCAGGAAACAAACGGAAACAAAAGAAGAUGAUGGAAGAUUCUGUUCACUUGAAGCUGUCAUCAUUGAAGUAUGAGCGGGUAUAUAAAGGUUUGAAUCGAAGGAAAAAAGUAUCAGUUACACAACUACUUCUCUUCUCUUAACAAUCAUGAUGAAGUUUAUUCUCUUCGCCGCUUUGCUUGUCAUCGCUGCCGGUGACAACAACAACCAAGCCGCGGAUUCUCAAGUCAACUAUCCUCCUCAACCGUAUAGCUAUUCCUACAAUGUACUAGACGAAGAAUCAAACAACGAUUUUAUCCAUUCUGAGAAAACCGAUGGCAAAGUGACCACCGGCUCUUACCGGGUCUCACUACCCGAUGGGCGCACCCAGUUUGUUACCUACAAAGCCGACGAGAAUGGCUUUACUGCUAACGUCGAGUACGAAGGUGAGGCCCAUCAUCCUGAUGGGUAUGUUGCACCUCCUACACCGUCAUUCCAGGCACCAGCCGCACUUCCGUACUCAGCUCCUGCUGCAUCAAACACCAAAGUACGUGAAGCUCCUUCCUACAACGAAGCUUCAUCUUCAGCAGUGCCGGUUGCAAAGGAACCAGCCCCACCAGCCCCAGUUGCCCCUAAGACUCAAGAUGCGCCUGCCAACAAGGAGCCUACCGCUUCGGCUCUCAAAACUCGUGAUGCUCCUUCCUACAAAGAAUCCUCCACGCCGUCCUACAAGGAUUCUGUUACAACUUACAGUCCUCCUUCUCCACCUGCUUACAAUCCUCCUUCUCCACCUGCUUACAAUCCCCCUUCCCCACCUGCUUACAAUCCCCCUUCCCCACCAGCAUAUAGCCAGCCUGCUGCUCCAGCUUACCAGGCUCCUUCUCCACCAGCAUACAAUCCUCCGUCUUACCAGGCUUCUGCCGCAACACCAUAUCAAGCUCCUGCAUACAAGGCUCCUGCCUACAGGUCUCCUCCACCAACCUAUAGAGCUCAAUCUCCACCUUCAUAUCGAUCCCCAGCUCCUCCUACCUACGGCUUUACCCCUAUUGGCCCUACCCCACUCGCUUAUAGAGGCUAAAAUUCGAAACUUUGAACUCGUCUUGCUGGUCAAGAUGUGCAUUAUUACUUGGUGGCAUUGUCAACAACCUAUAAAGUUUGCUUUGAAAUAAUACAAAUACGUUAGAUUUAAA